ACUUCUUGUUUCCUCACAGUGACAGUAAGUUGACUAACUGUUCAAGACCUCUCCCCUUCACUUCACUCUACUGCAGGGUGGGAGAUGCAACAAUGUCCUUGAGAACAGCAGGAAGUGUAUUGGUGGUAUUUCUCUGGUCUGUGACAGUUGUACUGGGGCAGAAUGGCUGGAGAGUGACUUACACCACUCAGAGUAUCUGUACCUUGAAGGGGUCAACAGUGGAGCUGACCUGCUCUUACACAUAUCCCAGAGGUCUUCAGGUGAAGGUGACUGGUGGACAUCAGGAUAAGACACUGACCUGUAGCACCACCUGUACUCUGACUGACAACCCCACCUACAUCUGGUACAAGAACGGACACAAAGUAAAGGAGGACACUUCCAGCCUGGACUCAGACUCAGACUCAGACUCAGACUUUAGUGAUGCAGACAGUUACUCCUGUGCUGUAAAAGGCCAUGAGGAUCUCCUCUCUCCUGCAGUGUAUGGACCAAGGAACACCUCAGUGUCAGUUAGUCCCUCUGGUGAAAUAGUGGAGGGCAGUUCAGUGACUCUAACCUGCAGCAGUGAUGCCAACCCACCUGUCCAGAGUUACACCUGGUGGUACAAGAAGAAUGGAGGUGACUAUCAGAGUAUGACAGGACCACAGCAUGUCUUCAACCAAAUCCAGUCAUCUGACACUGGAGAGUACUACUGUGUGUCCCAGAAUGAGAUGGGGACAGACAUGUCUAGGACCAUAAACAUGGAUGUGAAGUAUGGACCAAAGAACACCUCAGUGUCAGUCAGUCCCUCUGGUGAAAUAGUGGAGGGCAGUUCAGUGACUCUGACCUGCAGCAGUGAUGCCAACCCACCUGUGGACAAAUACACCUGGUACUUUCAAAAUGAGACUUUUCUAAAUGGAUGUGGACAGAUGUACAACAUCAGUAACUUCAGGUCUGAGGACAGUGGACAUUACCACUGUGAGGCCUGGAAUAGAAGAGGAUCUAGGAACUCUACAGCUCUGAUGAUCAUUUUACCAGGGAAACAAACAUCAGUUCUGACUGCAGCUGUAGGAAUCAUAGUGGUUGUUCUGGUUCUCAUCCUCUGUUUCUCUGGCUUCAUGAAGAAGAACUCCACAUCCACCUCCAACACAAGAGACACAGCAGAUGAUGGACAGGGAGACUCUAGUCCAGUGUAUGACAACAUCUCAAACAUGGACAUGACCCUACUGCAGCACAGACAGCUGACACAGAUGACCAGGAUGAUGUUCACUACGCCAGCGUCCACUUUUCUCGCUCCAGAUACCAGGAAAUGCCUCUGUCCUCCACCGUCCAGCUGCCUCAACCCCAGAUACAAGACGAAGAUGUCCAAUACGCCGCUGUGAAAUUCAACCUCCCCGGUGCUGCCACCCAACCCGUGGUGGCACAAACAGCUGAGAAGGACCCCUCUGAGAUCUACAGUAGAAUCAACAAACCCAGAACCAAGAAGACCUGAACACAACAAAUUCAGAACCAAGAAGACCUGAACACAACAAACCCAGAUCCAAGAAGACCUGAACUCAACAAACCAAGAACCAAGAAGACCUGAACACAACAAACCCCGAACCAAGAAGACCUGAA
Molecule: messenger RNA, 1593 nt
Organism: Oncorhynchus tshawytscha (Chinook salmon)
Lineage: Eukaryota; Metazoa; Chordata; Actinopteri; Salmoniformes; Salmonidae
Product: B-cell receptor CD22-like
Exons: 10
Coding region: 93-1358 (421 amino acids)
Biological process (GO): cell-cell adhesion
Cellular component (GO): membrane
Source: RefSeq, a predicted model, not a curated record